UAUCACGAUAAAUUCACCUUUAAUAAAUUAUAACUUCAAACAAAUCAAAUCAAUAAAAAAAUCUAAAAAUAAAUUGUUAAUUAAUCUUAAUAGUUUAUAAUAUAUAUAUUUUCCAUUAAAUUUUUUUUGUAAUAUAUUCCCUUUUGUUUUUUUUUUUCCUACCCAUAAAGUUUCUUUAAAAAAGAUAUAAAAUAAAAUAAAAAAUAAAAAAUAAAAAAUAAAAUAAAAAUUAAUUUUGUCUUUACUAUUUUAUAUAUUCAAUAUAUACACAUAUACAAAUAAAAAAUGUCAGAUUAUAUGUUAAAUGAUGAUUCUCAAGAUAAUUACAAUGGCGAUAUAACACAAGAAGAUGUUUGGACAGUUAUCAGUGCAUAUUUUCAAGAAAAAGGUUUAGUUAGACAACAAUUAGAUUCAUUUGAUGAAUUUAUUCAAAAUACAAUGCAAGAAAUUAUUGAUGAAUCACCACCAAUUACAUUAAGACCUGAAGCUCAACAUCAUCCAGGUCAAACACAAAUUCAAAAUACAGUAUCAACCUUUUCAGUUAAAUUUGGACAAAUUUAUUUAAGUAAACCAACAGCAGAAAUCGAUGGUGUAUCACAACAAGUCACACCAAACCAAGCAAGAAUCAGAAAUUUAACCUAUUCAGCCCCAUUAUUUGUUGAUAUCACUAAAACUGUUAUGACUGGCCCAAAAGGAAAAAUCGAAGAACAACGUCGUAAUGAUGAAUUAUUAAAAAGAGUUUUUAUUGGUAAAGUCCCAAUUAUGUUACGUUCACAGUAUUGUAUGUUAUAUGAAGCAACUGAUAGAGAUCUCACAACUAUGGGUGAAUGUCCAUUUGAUCAAGGUGGUUAUUUCGUUAUUAAUGGUUCUGAAAAAGUAUUAAUUGCUCAAGAAAAAAUGAACAACAAUCAUGUUUAUGUCUUUAAAAAAUCACCACCAUCAAAAUAUUCCUAUGUUGCAGAAAUUCGUUCAUGUCAAGAAACUGGUUCUCGUCCAACCUCAACAAUGUAUUUGAAAAUGUUACACAAUACAAACAAAGGUCCAGUCGGUAUCAAAGCUACCAUCCCAUAUAUCAAACAAGAUGUUCCAGUUAUUAUUGUUUUUAGAGCUUUAGGUUUUGUUGCCGAUAAAGAUAUUUUAGAACAUAUUUGCUACGAUUUCAACGAUGCCCAAAUGAUGGAUCUCAUGAGACCAUCUUUAGAAGAAUCAUUUGUCAUUCAAAGUCAAGAAGUUGCUUUGGAUUAUUUAGGUAAACGUGGUAGUACUAUUGGUACAAGGGAACAACGUAUUAAAUUUGCCCGUGAAGUUUUACAAAAAGAAAUGUUGCCACAUGUCAGUGUUGCUGAAUUUUAUGAAACCAAAAAAGCUUUCUAUUUUGGUUAUAUUGUACAUAGAUUACUUUUAGCUUCAUUAGAACGUCGUCCAUUAGAUGAUCGUGAUCAUUUUGCCAACAAACGUUUAGAUUUAGCAGGUCCACUUUUAGGUACACUUUUCAGACAAUUAUUUAAAAAACUUACUAAAGACGUUCGUCUUUAUCUUCAACGUUGUAUAGAUAAAGAUAAAGAAUUCAUUCCAUCAUCGGCUGUCAAAUCUAAAACUAUUACUAGUGGUCUUAAAUAUUCUUUAGCUACUGGUAAUUGGGGUUCAUCAAAGAGUGGUGGUACAAAGAGUGGUGUAGCUCAAGUAUUAAAUCGUCUUACUUUUGCCUCAACAUUAUCCCAUUUACGUCGUCUCAAUACACCAAUUGGUAGAGAAGGUAAAUUGGCUAAACCACGUCAACUUCAUAACACUCAUUGGGGUAUUGUUUGUCCAUCAGAAACCCCAGAAGGUCAAGCUUGUGGUCUUGUUAAGAAUCUUUCAAUGAUGUCUUAUAUUUCUGUAGGUUCUGCUUCUCAACCAAUUUUAGAGUUUCUUGAAGAAUGGACCACCGAAAAUCUCGAAGAAAUUAGUGAUCUCUCAUCCAUUUUCACUGCAACUAAAAUUUUCGUCAAUGGUAUGUGGGUUGGUAUUCAUCAUCAACCAGAUAAGCUUUUAGGUACCCUUCGUCUUCUUAGACGUUGUGGUGAUGUAUCUGUCGAAGUUUCAGUAGUUAGAGACAUUAGAGAAAAAGAAUUAAGACUUUACACUGAUCCAGGCCGUUGUUGUAGACCUCUCUUUGUAGUCCAAGAUAAUAAACUUCAAGUUAAAAAACAUCACAUCUCCAAACUUAUCAAUAAUAGUGAUGAAUAUAAAUGGCAAGAUCUUUUAAAUGAAGGUAUCAUUGAAUAUAUCGAUGCAGAAGAAGAAGAAACUGUUUUAAUUGCAAUGACACCAGACGAUUUAGUUCCAUUAGCAAAUGAACAAAUCGUUCACACCUAUACUCAUUGUGAAAUUCAUCCAUCAAUGAUUCUUGGUGUUUGUUGUUCAAUUAUUCCAUUCCCAGAUCAUAAUCAAUCACCUCGUAAUACCUAUCAAGCUGCUAUGGGUAAGCAAGCUAUGGGUGUUUACAUUACAAAUUAUCAACUACGUAUGGAUACUAUGGCUCAUGUACUCUUUUAUCCACAAAAACCUUUAGUUACAACUCGUUCAAUGGAAUAUUUACAUUUUAGAGAAUUACCAGCCGGUCAAAAUGCUUGUGUAGCUAUUGCUUGUUACUCUGGUUACAAUCAAGAAGAUUCUGUAAUUCUUAAUCAAUCUGCUAUCGAUCGUGGUUUAUUCCGUUCAAUGUUUUAUCGUGCAUAUAAAGAUGAACAAAAGAAACAAACAUCACUCAUGGAAGAGCAAUUUGAAAAACCAGAUCGUGAUACUUGUGCUGGUAUGCGUCAUGGUUCCUAUGAAAAAAUUGAUGAAGAUGGUUUGGUUGCCCCAGGUGUCCGUGUUGCUGGUGAUGAUAUUAUCAUUGGUAAAACAACUCCAUUACCACCACAAGAGGAUGAUUUAGGUCCAAAAACCCGUCGUCACACUAAACGUGAUAGUAGUACUGCACUUCGUUCAUCUGAAAAUGGUAUUGUUGAUCAAGUCAUUCUUACCACCAGCGGUGAAGGUUUUAAAUUCUGUAAAGUUAGAGUUCGUUCAAUGAGAGUACCACAAAUUGGUGAUAAAUUCUCUUCACGUCAUGGUCAAAAAGGUACUUGUGGUAUGGCUUAUCGUCAAGAAGAUUUACCAUGGACUGUAGAAGGUAUUGUUCCAGAUAUUGUUGUAAAUCCACACGCUAUUCCAUCUCGUAUGACUAUUGGUCAAUUAAUUGAAUGUCUUUUAGGUAAAGUUUCUGCCUCAACUGGUGAUGAAGGUGAUGCCACUCCAUUCACUGAUGUUACUGUAGAAGCUAUUUCACAAGCUCUUCACAAAGUUGGUUAUCAAAUGACUGGUCACGAAGUUAUGUAUAAUGGUCACACUGGUCGUCGUAUGGAUGCUCAAAUUUUCAUUGGUCCAACCUAUUACCAACGUCUUAAACAUAUGGUAGAUGAUAAAAUUCACAGUCGUUCAAGAGGUCCAGUUCAAAUUCUUACUCGUCAACCAGUAGAAGGUCGUUCAAGAGAUGGUGGUCUUCGUUUCGGUGAGAUGGAAAGAGAUUGUAUGAUUUCCCAUGGUUCAGCAGCUUUCCUUAGAGAAAGAUUAUUCGAUCAAUCAGAUCAUUAUCGUGUACAUGUAUGCGAUAUUUGUGGUCUUAUCGCCAUUGCAAAUUUAAAGAAGAAUUCAUUCGAAUGUCGUAGAUGUAAGAACAAAACUCAAAUUUCACAAGUCAGAAUGCCAUAUGCCGCAAAAUUGCUUUUCCAAGAGCUUAUGAGUAUGAGUAUUGCUCCGCGUAUGUUCUAAAGUUUCACAAUAAACUUAUAGCUAACUAGAAGAUUCCUAUAUAAAUGGUUAUAUAGAUUCAAAAAAAAAAAAAAAAAAAAAAAAAAAUUAAAAUUUUUAAUUUUAAACAACAACCUGUAUAAUCAAAAAAGAAAACAAACAAAAAAAUUAAAUAAAUAAAAUAAUAAAAAAAAUUUAAAAAUUAAUUAUAAAACUUAUUAUUAUUUUUAAAACUAAAAUAAUAAAUAAGAAAAU
Molecule: messenger RNA, 4029 nt
Organism: Dictyostelium purpureum
Lineage: Eukaryota; Evosea; Eumycetozoa; Dictyosteliales; Dictyosteliaceae
Product: RNA polymerase II core subunit
Exons: 3
Coding region: 286-3795 (1169 amino acids)
Biological process (GO): DNA-templated transcription
Cellular component (GO): RNA polymerase II, core complex
Molecular function (GO): DNA-directed RNA polymerase activity; DNA binding; ribonucleoside binding
Source: RefSeq, a predicted model, not a curated record